Homalodisca vitripennis (glassy-winged sharpshooter) is the source of this 414-nucleotide messenger RNA. RefSeq lists its product as uncharacterized. Lineage: Eukaryota; Metazoa; Arthropoda; Insecta; Hemiptera; Cicadellidae. The record is from RefSeq and is a predicted model, not a curated record. The transcript is spliced from 4 exons. Gene Ontology annotation, biological process: synapse organization. Gene Ontology annotation, cellular component: neuron projection membrane. Bases 1 to 414 code for a protein of 137 amino acids.
AUGGUGCCUGAACUUGAAAUCGCAGACGAGAGAGGUCUGCCCAUCAGAAACACGUUCUACAACGCUGGUAGCACCAUAGAACUCAAAUGUAUCAUCAGCAGGGUUUCAGAACCAAGCAAUCUGAUCACUUGGACCCAUGGGACUCGAGUUCUCAACUUUGACACAUCCAGAGGCGGAAUAAGCGUCAAGACCGAUGUGAUUGCUGGAGGAGCCAAGAGUCGUCUGUUUAUAGCCAACGCUCGCACUGUGGACUCUGGAAACUACACUUGCUCUCUCGCUGAGCUCGCCUCUGCUACAGUAACUGUACAAGUCCUCAAUGGGGAGACACCAGCGGCUAUGCAGCAUGGCGCCAGCACCACCCCUCUCCCAUCAUUGUUUCUUUGUGUCCUCCUGUUGUUAUUGUCCACGAGAUAA